Messenger RNA from Sitophilus oryzae (rice weevil), 1524 nucleotides. RefSeq lists its product as uncharacterized. The coding region runs from base 414 to 1301 and encodes 295 amino acids. NCBI's taxonomy places the organism in Eukaryota, Metazoa, Arthropoda, Insecta, Coleoptera, Curculionidae. The record is from RefSeq and is a predicted model, not a curated record. The transcript is spliced from 6 exons.
UUUCGUCGGGAAACGGUAACCAGAUGACGUGAUUCGAAGGAAAAAAGACCCAAUCAACAAAUCCAUAACGCACAGAUUGGCAAAAACAACGUGUAGAUUUUACGAGGAAAAUGGCAUAAAAUCGCAGUAUGUUUAUCGUUUGGAAAAUGGUGUGAUAUAUCGUUGAAAAAUCGUUUGAGUGGAGACAAACAAACCUAAUUUGAUUAAAUUCUUCUACUGCGUUGCCAACUGUGACGUUCGUUCCCCGCGCCCCGACCCGACGCACGACGACGUUCGUACGGGCCGCCCCGAAAGGCCUGGCGCGCUUUGUGAGUUGCCGGGCCGGCGGAGGGGGCGGCUGCCGAGCGCUGACCUCGUACAAGGGCGGCCUGGGCGACUACGACCUGCUCAUCGUCGACUGCGACCCGCCGCCGAUGGACGGCAACGCCGCGGGGGCGACCGCAACCAACGACAACGUCGCAGCAACGGAAGACGGCGAAGAGGCGAGCUGGAAUUGUAGCGUGCAUCCCAGUGUGUUUUUCUUAUUGGGUACACUGGUGCUUACAACCUGCGCGACCGGAAUGUUAUGCGCAGCCAUCAUGACGGACCACUGGGAGGAGGUGACGUGGGACAUGGACAAACUUGAAACCCUAGCCAAUGGAAGUGUCAGGUUACAGUGGCUACUCGAUCGUACCGUAGCGCGAGUUUCCACGAACGAUAUGCGGGACCGCACGAUAGCUUUCCUCGUACCGAUGCAUGGAGGAAUAUGGACGUUGUGUCUUAGCUUAACAGAUGAAGAAAUUCAACUACUUGGAAGAGUAGGAUUUCGGUCGGUGCCACGUUGCGUCAACUACCUGGCAGGUGGCUCUGACGGUUUAAGAGGCUACGAACCCAGAGCAGAUUGGCAACACCGUAUGCAGAAUCUCUCAAUAUCGUGUGCUUUAGUGUGCCUAAUAGUCUUAGGCAGCGCAGCAUUGGUUGGAGCUUUUGGAGUGUUUCAGCACCAAAUUAGCGCUGUUUUAGUUACCGGAGUUAUGUAUUUAUUAGCUGCAUCGUUCGCUCUCUUCACCCUGACAAUAAUCCACUUCAAACGACUGCACAUCAAACCGAACGUAGAAUUGCACGAGGGCCCCGUGGACGGGGUGGUCAGCCCCAUGGGCGUCCGAGGGGUGGGCGAAUUACUCGCCGCCCGAAUUUUCACCACAUCCUGGUCGCUGGACCUCGGAUGGGGAGGCGUGAUGCUUUGCGUCAUGACCUCCGUACUCUGGAUACUACUUAGCAAGAUCAUGCGCUUCAACCCUAUAUCCAGCAUGAUCAACUGACAUCAGUGGGUUUAAGUUUUGUUUCGUUUUUAUGGUUAGGUUGGAAAACAGUUUGAUUAGUUUUUUUCGGAAUUGACAAACAUUAAUGUAUGAUGGACUCUUUUUGUUAAUUUACGACUUGUGGGUAUUGAAAUUGGAAAAACAUUACCAGGGCUAAUUCACAUUAUUGACAAUAAUAAUUUUUUUCUGAUUUCUAAAAUAAAUAAAAGGCAUCUUUCUUUUA